Molecule: messenger RNA, 2443 nt
Organism: Amaranthus tricolor (Joseph's coat)
Lineage: Eukaryota; Viridiplantae; Streptophyta; Magnoliopsida; Caryophyllales; Amaranthaceae
Product: transmembrane 9 superfamily member 3
Exons: 7
Coding region: 275-2056 (593 amino acids)
Biological process (GO): protein localization to membrane
Cellular component (GO): membrane
Source: RefSeq, a predicted model, not a curated record
AAUAAAGCGUCGGUGGGUGUUAGAGAACACUCACAAUUAAACACUGUACUACUUAAGCAGAAAUCCUAUCACUUUCUUUCCUAUUUUAUAAUUCUUCCCCAAUUUUAUCUCUUACGUUUCCCCCUUCUUCAGAUUCAAAACCCUUAUUUCUCCUUUUUCUUCUUCAAUUCGAUCCAAUUUCAAUUCAUCUUUUCUCUCUCUCUUUCGACUCUUUACUCCAAUCGUAAUUGCUCUUCAAUUUGAGAGAGAAUUCAGAGAGAUUGUUAGAACGAAAAUGGAGAAAUCGAAGGUCACGUUAAUGGUGACCGUUUUAAUUCUAAUGUUUUCUGGUGUGAUUCAAGUGAGAUCCGACGCUUCUGAUCACCGGUUUAAAGCUGGUGAAGCAGUUCCACUUUACGCUAAUAAAGUUGGCCCUUUUCAUAACCCUAGUGAGACAUACCGGUAUUUUGAUCUUCCAUUCUGUGCCCCAGAUCAUGUGAAGGAGAAGAAGGAAGCACUUGGUGAAGUCCUGAAUGGAGAUCGUUUAGUGAGUGCUCCAUACAAACUUGAUUUUCUAGUAGAUAAGGAUUCUGAAGUUAUUUGCAAGAAGAAAAUGUCAAAGGAAGAAGUAGCAAAGUUCAGGGAUGCAGUAUCAAAGGAUUACUACUUCCAGAUGUAUUAUGAUGAUCUACCUAUAUGGGGUUUCCUUGGUAAGGCUGACAAGGAAGGCAAAAUGGACCCCAGUGAGCACAAAUAUUAUCUGUACAAGCAUAUUCAUUUUGACAUCUUUUACAACAAGGAUCGCGUUAUUGAAAUCAAUGUUCGAACUGAUCCCAACUCCUUGGUGGACAUCACUGAGGAUAAAGAUGUCGAUGUAGAAUUUAUGUACUCAGUGAAGUGGAAGGAGACAAACACCCCUUUCGAGAAGAGGAUGGAUAAAUAUUCACAAUCAUCUUCCCUUCCUCACCAUCUAGAGAUCCACUGGUUCUCCAUCAUCAACUCAUGUGUUACUGUACUACUCCUGACUGGAUUUCUUGCCACCAUUCUCAUGCGUGUUCUCAAGAAUGAUUUUGUCAAGUAUGCACAUGAUGAGGAAACAGCUGAAGAUCAGGAAGAAACUGGAUGGAAAUAUAUUCAUGGAGAUGUAUUUAGGUUUCCAAAGUAUAAAUCUCUGCUUGCAGCUUCUCUGGGAUCUGGCACUCAGUUGUUUACCCUCACUAUUUUCAUAUUUUUACUUGCUUUAGUGGGAGUGUUUUACCCGUAUAAUCGUGGAGCUCUGUUCACUGCUCUCGUUGUCAUAUAUGCUCUCACAUCUGGUAUUGCUGGAUACACUGCCACCUCCUUUUAUUGUCAGCUGGAAGGAACAAACUGGGUAAGGAACCUCUUGUUAACAGGUUGCCUGUUCUGUGGGCCUCUGUUUCUGACCUUCUGUUUCCUGAACACAGUAGCAAUUGCAUAUACUGCUACUGCAGCUCUUCCUUUCGGUACCAUUGUGGUCAUUCUUCUUAUCUGGACACUUGUGACUUCACCAUUGCUUGUUUUGGGUGGAAUUGCUGGUAAGAAUAGCAAGACUGAGUUCCAAGCUCCUUGCCGUACGACAAAGUACCCCAGAGAAAUUCCACCACUACCAUGGUACAGGGGAACUCUUCCUCAGAUGGCAAUGGCUGGAUUUUUGCCCUUCAGUGCUAUAUACAUAGAGCUCUACUACAUCUUUGCCAGUGUCUGGGGCCACAGGAUUUACACUAUAUACAGCAUCUUGUUCAUUGUAUUCAUUAUUUUGAUCAUAGUUACUGCUUUCAUCACUGUGGCAUUGACAUACUUCCAACUUGCUGCUGAAGAUCACGAGUGGUGGUGGAGGUCCUUCCUCUGUGGUGGUUCAACGGGUCUUUUUAUCUAUGGAUAUUGCUUGUACUACUACUAUGCACGCUCUGAUAUGACUGGUUUCAUGCAAACAUCAUUUUUCUUCGGCUACAUGGCUUGCAUUUGCUAUGGCUUCUUCCUCAUGCUUGGAACUGUUGGUUUCCGUGCUUCACUUCUUUUCGUCCGCCAUAUUUAUCGCUCUAUCAAGUGUGAGUAGGUAAAACAGUGUCAUUCAGGUCAGUGCCUAAAGUUCUGGUGUUGUCGCCGAUGCCUAAUCUUGUUAGAGGGAAGAAAGUUGGUAUUUUUAUGAACUUGCUCCGCACUUCUGCCGUUGCUAUACCACACACAAUAUCUAAUUGCGCAGCUCUGUUCCUUGAAAGCGUUACCCAAGAGAAGUCCCAAUUCAGGAAGUUUAUGUCAUGUAAUCGAAUAUCAAUAUUGUAUUAAUUUUAGAGAAUUUUUUACAUUUAAUUGCAGCAAUAUCUGAAUUUUUCCUUCACUUGGUCUUCUCGUUAUUAUACCCUCGAGUCUUUAUAUGCUUAAUUGUGUUAGUUUAGGCGAACAAUGAACAUUAAUAGAAGAUUGAAGAUAUCUGCUUUCGUUA